GGUCACAUGAAACUUUGAGAAAAGUGAUGAGGGAUAUGGGAUUUCGAUGGAGGAAAACGAAGAAUAACAGGAAAAUCCUAAUGGAAAAACCGUAUAUACAAGCGCUUCGGAGAAGUUUUCUCAGGAAUAUUAAACAUUAUAGGGAAGAAAAUCGGCCCAUAAUUUACAUGGAUGAGACUUAUAUUCAUUCCUCUCAUACCCAUGCCAAAAACUGGGGAGACAAUACCAUCGAAGGUUUCCACAAGCCAGUGUCCAAAGGGCCGAGGCUAAUUAUUGUUCAUGCAGGCGGCGAAAUGGGUUUCAUAAACAACGCAUGUUUACAAUUCAAAUCUGGUACUAAGUCCGGAGAUUAUCAUAGCGAAAUGAACUAUAAUCGAACUUUACCUGUUGCCAGUUCCAACGUUUUCGAAUUCACCCUUAUGGUCGAGUGCCUUAGGGUUGAAUCGCCUGUUGUAGCGUUCUGUGGUGGCGAAUCUAGCAGUUGCAUACCAGAACUCUACAUAAUGGUAAGGGUGCUUGGACUAACUAGAAAAUCCAAUUCAUCAAAUCGCGACAGUAAUGAAAAGAGAUUAACCUUCGAUGAGAGGAAACAUGUGCAGUAUGAUGAGUCAACAAUCCACACGUAUUGCGUGGUUCUCAGAUAUGCGUUUACGACGUUGUAUCACAAGAAGGAGGAAAAGGCGGAACUGAUCUCCUGUCAGGGAAAUAAUAUUUGCGUACAAUUUCUUGGACAUCCAGUCCAGUCCAAUCCAUUGAGAAACCAGAAUCAGACUAGAAGCAAAGCAAAGAAUAAUGUGAUAGAAACAGUGAAAAGUGAAGGUGAGAGCAAACUGCAAGCAGACAGCAGUGUUCCAGUCAUGGAUUUAACUAAUAGCGGGUACUCUGAUGAACGAGACAAGAACGAUGAUAUCUAA
Messenger RNA from Acanthoscelides obtectus, 914 nucleotides. Lineage: Eukaryota; Metazoa; Arthropoda; Insecta; Coleoptera; Chrysomelidae. The record is from the annotation of a GenBank genome assembly.